GGGAAGAGAGGAAAUCCUCGGGGAGGUUCCUCCCCCACCAUCGGCAGCCUGGCAGGGCCCGAGAGCUGCCCGCGGUGGGGAGGGGAUAGCGGGGCGGACCCGGAGGACAUGGAGGGCGAGGAGGCCCCGUCAUGGCGGGGUCCCGGCGGGGCCGUGCGGGAGCUCUGCCGCUCUUUCGGCCACUACAACCGGCACCUGGCGAGGCUGCAGCACAACCUGCGAGAGACCAAGAGGUUCUUCCGGGACGUCAAGUUCUCCCAGGGACAUCCCUUCGCCUCGGCGCCCGCCGGUGACGGCCCCCGCUCCGCCUGGGAUGGGGAUGGGGGUCCCGGGGACGGCGGCCCCAGCCCGGUGUCGUUCCCCCGGCACGAGGAGGAGCAGCUGCAGCGCUCGGUGAGCUGGCGGCCGUGCCUGCUGAUCCUGGGCCAGAACUGCCGUGCCAAGGGGCACCUGCUCAACACCCUGCUGGGCCAGGAGCUGCUGCCCACCCCUGGCACUGGCACCCAGGAGCUGCUGCCCAGCCCCAGGACGGGCACCCAGGAACUGCUGCCUGGGGCUGGCACUGCCACCAAGGAACUGCUGCCCACCCCUAGGACUGGCACCCAGGAACUGCUGCCCAGAGCUGGCACCCAGGAAUUGCUGCUCCGGGCUGACACUUCCACCAAGGAGCUGCUGCCUGCCACUGAGACUGGCACCAAGGACCUGCUUUCAACCCCUGAAGCUGGCACUGCCACCAAGGAACUGCUGCCUGGGGCUGGCACUCCAGAGCUGAUGCCCACCCCCAGGGCUGGCACUCCAGAGCUGCUUUCUACCCCUGGCACUGUCACCGAGGAGCUGCUGCCCACCUCCAGGGCUGGCAUGGACACUGAGGAGCUGCUGCCCACCCCUGAGACUGUCACUGAGGAGCUGCUGCCCAUUGCUGAGGCUGCCACUGAGGAACUGCUGCCCAUGGCUGGCACCACAGAGCUGCUUCCCAUCCCUGGGACUGGCACUGAGGAGCUGCUGCCCACCCCUGGGAUUGGCACUGAGGAGCUGCUGCCCACCCCUGGGACUGGCACUGAGGAGCUGCUGCCCACCCCUGGGACUGGCACAGACACUGAGGAGCUGCUGCCCACCCCUGGCACUGGCACUGAGGAGCGGUGCCGGCGCCGCCGCGUUCGCUUCACGCACGGGGCACGGCCGCGGCUGAGCCUGGCACUGCCCGGGCAGUACGAGCUGGUGCAGGCGCUGGUGGCACACAGCGGGCACUGGGACACCAUCCCCGAGCAGGACCUGCAGGUGCCAGGGGACGCCGAGGAUCCCGCACAGAGGGUGGCAGAGCUGGAGGUGGUGCUGCCCUGUGCGCUGCUCAAGGAAGUGGACAUCGUGGUGGCUCCAUGCCGAGGCUUCCAGUCAGCUGAGUCCACCCUGGCCGAGUUUGUGGACCAGGUGCUGCCCGUUGUCACCUUUGCCAUCAGCGAGCCCCAGCUGUCCCCGUCGGACCAGGCAGAACUUCGGGAAAUCAAACAAAAAUUCUCCCUCCCCAUCUUCUUCCUGCGAAUCCCCGAGGCCGGCUGCCAGCUGAGCUCUCCUAAACCCCACCCCAAGGACACCAAACCCCACCCCAAGGACACCAAACCCCACCCCAAGGACACCAAAACCCACCCCAAGGACACCAAAUCCCAGCUCCACCUGCAGCUGCUGGAUCUGGAGUACCUGAGCCCCUCCAGCCCCUGCGGCUGCGGCGCUCCCGGCUCCUCCAUGCUGGUGGAGCAGCUGGAGAAGCUGAGGCUGCUGAGCUCCUUCUCCAGGCAGGUGCUGCAGCAGCACCUGGUGGAGGCAGCCACGAGGCUGAGCGAGGUUCACGGGCGCUGCCUCAACAUCUUCAUCAACCAGGCCUUCGACAUGCAGAGGGACCUGCAGAUCACCCCCAAGAGGUUGGAGUACACGCGCAGGAAGGAGAACGAGCUCUACGAGUCGCUGAUGGGCAUCGCCAACCGCAAGCAGGAGGAGAUGAAGGAGAUGAUCGUGGACACGCUGGGGAAUAUGAAGGAGGAGCUGCUGGAGGAUGCUGCCAGUAUGGAGUUUAGAGACAUCAUCAUCCCCGAGAGCGGCGAGCCCGUCAGCUCCAAGGACAUCAAGCGCUGCAUCCAGCAGAUCCAGGAGCUGAUCAUCUCCAGGCUGAACCAGGCUGUGGCCAACAAGCUGAUCAGCUCCGUGGAUUACCUGAGGGAGAGCUUCGUGGGCACCCUGGAGCGCUGCCUCAAGAGCCUGGAGGAGUCCUGGGAGGGCUCCGUGCACCCGCCCCGGGGGCUGGAGAAACCCAGGGAGGGAUCCGUGCACAUCACCAGCAACUAUCUCAAACAGAUCCUGAAUGCAGCUUAUCACGUGGAGGUCACAUUCCACUCGGGUUCAACAGUGACCAGGAUGCUGUGGGAACAGAUCAAACAGAUCAUCCAGCGGAUCACGUGGGUCAGCCCCCCGGCCAUCACCAGCGAGUGGAAGAGGAAGGUGGCCCAGGACGCCAUCGAGAGCCUGAGCGCCUCCAAGCUGGCCAAGAGCAUCUGCAGCCAGUUCCGCACGCGCCUCAACAGCUCCCACGAGGCCUUCGCCGCCUCCCUGCGCCAGCUGGAGGACGGCCACUCGGGCCGGCUGGAGCGCACCGAGGACCUGUGGCUGCGCGUGAGGAAGGAGCACGCGCCCCGGCUGGCCCGGCUCUCGCUGGAGAGCAGAUCCCUGCAGGACGUGCUGCUGCACGGGAAGCCCAAGCUGGGCAGGGAGCUGGGCCGGGGCCAGUACGGGGUGGUGUACCUGUGUGACAGCUGGGGGGGACACUUCCCCUGCGCCCUCAAAUCCGUCGUCCCUCCGGAUGAGAAGCACUGGAACGACCUGGCACUGGAAUUUCACUACAUGAGGUCCCUGCAGUCCCACGAGAGGCUGGUGCACCUGCAUGGCUCCGUUAUUGAUUAUGGCUAUGGAGGAGGCUCCAGCAUUGCUGUGCUGCUGAUCAUGGAGAGGCUGCACAGGGACCUCUACACGGGGCUGAAGGCUGGUCUGGAAUUGGAGCCACGGUUGCAGAUUGCAUUGGAUGUGGUGGAAGGGAUCCGGUACCUGCACAGCCAGGGCUUGGUGCACAGGGACAUCAAACUCAAAAAUGUCCUGCUGGACAAAAAAAAUAGGGCCAAAAUCACAGAUUUGGGGUUCUGCAAACCCGAGGCGAUGAUGUCUGGCAGCAUCGUGGGCACCCCCAUCCACAUGGCUCCCGAGCUCUUCACAGGGAAAUAUGACAAUUCCGUGGAUGUUUAUGCCUUUGGGAUCCUGUUCUGGUACCUCUGCUCGGGCCAUGUGAAGUUACCUGAGGCUUUUGAGAGGUGUGCAAGCAAAGAUCACCUGUGGAACAACGUCAGGAGAGGGGUGCGGCCGGAGCGGCUCCCGGUGUUUGACGAGGAGUGCUGGCAGCUGAUGGAGGCGUGCUGGGACGGGGACUCCUCGCAGCGGCCCCUGCUGGGGAUCGUGCAGCCCAUGCUGCAGGGAAUCAUGGACAGGCUCUGCCGGCCGCCCCCCGAGCACCCCCACAAGGGCCUGGAUGACUCCACCUGAGCGGGAACCGGCGCAGGAUUGCGGGAAUUGAGGCGGGAAUUGGGCAAUUCCAGCCCCGGCCCUGCUGCGGAGCUGCGGGGACAGGGAGGGGCUCCGGGGGGGACGGCUCCAUCCCUAUGGAAUUGUGUGGGGCAGGGAGUGACAGCU
This is a messenger RNA of Zonotrichia leucophrys gambelii, 3726 nucleotides long. RefSeq names its product dual serine/threonine and tyrosine protein kinase (gene DSTYK). Gene Ontology annotation, biological process: positive regulation of ERK1 and ERK2 cascade; positive regulation of fibroblast growth factor receptor signaling pathway; protein phosphorylation. Bases 109 to 3579 code for a protein of 1156 amino acids. Gene Ontology annotation, molecular function: protein kinase activity; ATP binding. The transcript is spliced from 13 exons. Gene Ontology annotation, cellular component: cytoplasm. The record is from RefSeq and is a predicted model, not a curated record. NCBI's taxonomy places the organism in Eukaryota, Metazoa, Chordata, Aves, Passeriformes, Passerellidae.